AGUGAGCGGCGCUAUGGCUGAUGAGAAGAAAGCACAGCAAGCUUCCAAGAAGGGCGCUAAGAAAAUCAUCAAGAAGGCGCCAGCGAAGGGCGGCAAGAAAAGGAGGCGGACCAGGAAAGAAAGUUACUCCAUCUACAUCUACAAAGUGAUGAAGCAGGUUCACCCCGACACCGGCAUCUCCUCCAAGGCCAUGAGCAUCAUGAACUCGUUCGUCAACGAUAUUUUCGAGCGCAUCGCGGGGGAGGCUUCCCGCCUGGCCCAUUACAACAAGCGCAGCACCAUCAGCUCCCGGGAGAUCCAGACCGCCGUGCGGCUGCUGCUGCCCGGGGAGCUGGCCAAGCACGCCGUGUCGGAGGGCACAAAGGCGGUGACCAAGUACACCAGCUCCAAGUGAAGGACCGCAUUGUACUGAAACACACACAUCCACAACCCAAAGGCUCUUAUAAGAGCCACCCACAACUUUCCUGAGACAGCGGAACCAUUUCUUUAAGGGUUGUUUGUUUUAGUUUGCAUGUGAUUCAUAAGAUGUUUUAAAUUUUUGUACUGCAUUCGCUUUUAUGAUUACUUUGCAAUUUGAUGAGAUUCUUGAGGUAUUUUAGUCAUAUUUGAUUUUAUCAGUGCUUUGCAAAUUGACGAGGUGAGGGGAGAGAGUUCAUAAACAGUCUCUUCCCUGUCUGUAGAGAGAGCGAGCAGAUUACACGUCAGGGAAUCAUUUUUCAUGGCAUUUCUUCAACUUACUAAAAGCCCUGGUGGAAUGUUAAGUUGUUUUCACCCUGGCAAACCAAACGAAAGUGCCCACAGCUUU
Molecule: messenger RNA, 805 nt
Organism: Chiloscyllium plagiosum (whitespotted bambooshark)
Lineage: Eukaryota; Metazoa; Chordata; Chondrichthyes; Orectolobiformes; Hemiscylliidae
Product: histone H2B type 1-O-like
Cellular component (GO): nucleosome
Molecular function (GO): protein heterodimerization activity; DNA binding; structural constituent of chromatin
Source: RefSeq, a predicted model, not a curated record